Caenorhabditis angaria is the source of this 2838-nucleotide messenger RNA. NCBI's taxonomy places the organism in Eukaryota, Metazoa, Nematoda, Chromadorea, Rhabditida, Rhabditidae. The record is from the annotation of a GenBank genome assembly.
AUGAUUUCCAAAACUAUUCUCCUUUUUCUCAUCCCAAUUACCUCUUUUGCGAUGUCACCGGAAGAUUGCAAAGAAUUAUUCAGAAAUGAAAUGUUGUCUCCGCAUUGGAGAAUGAAACCAGAAAUGAAUUUCGAAUUACCGGAAGAUCAUCCAUGUAAUUUUGAAUCGAUUAAUAGUAGCAGACGGAAAGAACAAAUAAAGCAAGAAGAGAAAGAAGAAAAAGACGAUGAAUUGAAUGAAACUGGAGAUAUCGAACCAGUUCAAGUUGAUAUUCGUGAAGGAUUUGUGACUAAUGCAUUUGCAAUCAAGAUCGCAAAAUUGUAAGUUUUAAAGGGAAGCGGUCAGAGUUUUUGUCAAGCUAAUUGUCAAGCUUGUCUUAGAAUAUGAGAAAAAACUUGGGGCCCGUUUUUUCUACCCUAAUUUUCUAAAGGUGGCGUUUCAAUUCAAAAGUUCAUCUCCGGGUUAAAAAAAGCCAUUGACAAAUUUUGAAAAUUGGAAUUUGGAAAUAAUUGUGAGUAAAAUUCAAUUUUCCCGACUUCCGGGAAGUCAUGAUAAAUUUUUAAUUUUCAUAAAAAUCGGAAUUGACAGAGAAACACAGCUCCAAAUUACUGUACAUAUGGAUUUUCAAGCCAUUUUACACGGUGUUUCACUGUUUUUUUUUCGAAUUUUGACAAUUUUCAACCAAUGUUUCGGAAGCUACAAAAAACCACAAAAAUGGAUAAUUCAAAAAAGUUAUUAUGAAUUUCUUGUUUUUUUUUCAGAUUUUAUGCACAAUCAACUGACCAAUAUUCAAAAUCUCAAAAAAGUAUCGAAGAACUAUCGCAAUAUUUCAAUGAAUCUGUCAGAUUCGCUGCCAAUCUUUGUCAUGCAAAUCGUGUCAAUCUUAGUGGGUUUGAAAAAAAAACUGUGUUUAACAAAAAAAAAAAAAAUACCGAAAUUCGUAUUUUCCAGCAACUUUCCUCUAUUUCCUCAAAUUACAACGACGAAGACAUGAAAAGAUGUUGAAAAAAGAAGAGGUAAGUUCCCCUACUGAAUUGUUAGCCAUUGUUUUUUUAAAAUAGAACUUGGUCAUCCAAAAUUAUGGUGAAAACUUUAUCAUUCAAUUCUACUAUCAAGUCAAAAGCAAAAUGAAUUUCUUGACCGAAGUUUUGUAUAGAAUUCAUUUUAUUCCAAAUGGAAACUCAUACUUGAUCACUAAAAUUAUUUUGGACGGAGGAUGCGAAGGAUCAAAACUUCAUGAAGAGUAUGAGCAAUCCGAUUGGAAGUCAACCCGGAAGUUCGAGAAAGUUGAAAAUCCAGAAAUGUUUGCUUCUAAUUUUAAAUUCAUGUGAGUUUUUUUCAACAAAAAAUUCAAAAAUUUCAGAAAAAGACGAAUUUUUUAUAGAUUGCCAUUCAAUGAGUAUACUCAUAUUAGAUCAAGUCUUCAAGAUGUAUUCACAAAAGAUUUUGAAGCAAUUGUGGAUACAAAUUCAAACUUCACAUAUAAUAUGAGUAAGCUUGAAUAUAUGUAUUUCUCAACAUUUUCAAAUUCUUUACAGACGAAUUUUUGGAUUAUAUGACACGAUUCAAUCAAAGAUAUGCAAUCUAUCGCGAUGUAAGUUCUCACAACUUGUUUUUUUAGUAGAAUUGUAUUUUCAGAAAUCGAGAACCGUUGUUAUGAACAAAAUUGAAAACCAUCUUGUUUUCCGCACUGAUGCCGUUUUCCAUCUCGACAAAACGAAUAAUGAAACUUGGCAAUUCCAAGUUGAGGCUAUUUAUGUGAGUUUUGCAUUCAAACUUGAAAAUAGUAGCUUGUUGGGAACUUGCAUUUUAGAAAAGAAGGAAAUUUGAAACAAAAUAAUUUAAUAUCUUAAUAUUCUAACCCCAGUAAUGGGACCUGGAGCCGAAUUCAUUAAAUUGGUAUACCAAGAAUUAGACAAAUUUGUGCGUACCAAAACAAAAUUCGAAGGACCCCCUUCCUAUUUUUUUAAAACAUAAACGGAAUUAUUGAACAGAACAUCGACGGAAAGAAAGGCUGGAAAUUGAACAAACUGUUCAUGAGACCACCAUUGGCGGUUUAUGCAAAUGAAAAUCAAAUAACAAGACAAAGAGCCGCUGAUUAUUUGAUUGAUGACGUAUACGGAGAGUCAGUGAAACUUGACGAAAUUUCCAAACAUUUAUUUUUCAGAAUUAAGCGAGUUCUUAAACCUGGACAAACUUCUCAAUUUAAUGCCAAUUUGUUGAAACAUUUGAAAAUGGAAAAAGUUAGCGUUUGUAAUGACUUCAAAGGACAAGAACGUGAGUUCUCAAACAAAUUAUUAUUGAUGAAUCCAAUUUUAAUUUUUUUACAGAAGGAGUUAGUAUGAAUUUUCAUUUGAAAGAUUAUGAGGUAAACGAAAAAUAUAAGUUUCUAAUAAAAAACAAACUGAUUAUUUUCAGCCUGUAAUCUUACUUCAAUCUAUUGAAUAUGGGGAGAACAUCAAUUUCAAGUUUGUGAUUCAGUAUACAACAUUCGCAGGCUUACAAUAUCACGAAAUUGCUGUAGUUUUCAAAGCUAGUUACGUAAGUUGAGCUAUUUUCAUGGUUUCACUUCGUACACCAAGAAGUUUUGUUUAAUUUUAGUAUCCAAAAAAUGAUAUAUACGAGGUUGAUGAGUUGCACGUGCUUUGUGAUGUUAAACAAAACGCAUUUAGUCGUGCUGGAUCAUCAUUAGGCAGCUUUUUCUCGAAUGCUGGUAAAACUAUGACCAAUGCUGGUAAAAACGCUAUCCAUACAUUUGUUGAUGUUUUACCAUUUGGCUCAUCGAACGGAGCAGAUUUAGAUGAUCCAGUUGAUCCUAAUGAUUUUAUCGCACAAUAA